This is a messenger RNA of Colletotrichum navitas, 2571 nucleotides long. Its product is annotated as DNA repair metallo-beta-lactamase. The record is from RefSeq and is a predicted model, not a curated record. Gene Ontology annotation, molecular function: 5'-3' DNA exonuclease activity; damaged DNA binding. Lineage: Eukaryota; Fungi; Ascomycota; Sordariomycetes; Glomerellales; Glomerellaceae. The transcript is spliced from 2 exons. Bases 1 to 2571 code for a protein of 856 amino acids. Gene Ontology annotation, biological process: double-strand break repair via nonhomologous end joining; interstrand cross-link repair.
AUGGGGCCAUCAUCGUCGUCGUCGGCAGCACGGAAGCGAACCAAUACUCCAAAGAAACCCUUGACUAAGCCUCCACCUUCGAAGAAACCCGCCAGACCGAAUGCUAGCAUUUUGAAUUUUUUCCAAAAGGCCGAGAAGCCUGAACCUACUCUCUUCUUGGAUGGUCACGACAAGCUCGCGAUCUGCCAAAACGGAGAAACCGAUGAACCGGAGAUCUACGAUACUGAAUCGUGGGAGGAGGAGAGGUUCAACGAGGUCGAGGCCCCACUCAAGAAGAGAAGGCUAAGUCAAGAUGAAGAGGAAAUGGAAAGAGAAUAUCUUGUGGAGAAGAAGUCUGAAAGACCUAUACAAUCCGACCCAUUUCCAUCAUCGUCAGCCUCAGAGGCGAAGCCCGCAAAGAAACAAUCGACCAAGCGCAAGGGUCCCUUUCUCGACGAUUCCGACAGCGAGGAGGAUGUAGUUCCGGCACAUAAGACGCCAUUUCUAGGCAAUAUGCGUAAUCGACCGCCCAUCAUACCGCCCGUCCAGUCGGAGGAGGCAAUACCCCUUACUAAAGAGACCAGCUGCGCGCCACCGCCACUAAAGGUUGAGAACUCAAUCGAUGCCGAGUUUGCAAAUAUUGACGAGUUUGGUGACCCAGACGAAUUUCCCGAUGACGACGACUUUGGUGGCGAAGAGUACCGCAUGAUGCAGUAUAUGGAGGAGCAGGCUCGUUUGGAGGCUGAGGCUGAGAAUGGCGACACCGGAGAUAGCACUUACGACGACCUCGCCGCUCCUGCGCGACAUAGUGACGCCAUGGUGGCCAAUUGUCCAAUAUGCGACGGCAGCCUUGCUGGCAUUACAUCCGACGAGGCAACACGACAUGUCAAUGCCUGCCUCGAUGGCAGCCCAAUCCCGCUUCCCCGGCCCAAAGAAAACAAAAAGAUUAAAAAACAAGUUAUUGCUAGACCACCAAUCCUUGACUCUCCCGAAGUUAGCAAACGAUUCGCGCGCGCAGCUAUUCCUCGAGAAGGCCAGGCCAGCCCCUUCAACCUGAGCGAGGUUGAAAAUAAGCCAACCUCGGCUUUCAGCAAGUUGAUGUCAAGCCAUGCUGAAGACGCGGCAUGGUCCGGUGCUGCCGCCGCAGAACAUUCGGCACGCGGAAAGCCUGCGUAUCAGCGAACCUGUCCGUUCUACAAGAUCAUGCCUGGGUUCUACAUCUGUGUGGAUGCCUUUAGGUAUGGUGCGGUCAAGGGAUGCAAUGCAUACUUCUUGAGCCACUUUCACAGUGACCAUUACAUUGGUCUCACUGCGAACUGGACGCAUGGCCCUAUAUACUGCAGCAAGGUUACAGGUGACCUUGUCAAGAUGCAGCUGCGCGUUGCUGCCCACUGGGUCCGGCCUCUCGAGUUCGAUGAGACAGUUGACGUACCGGGCACCGAUGGUGUGACUGUAACUAUGAUACCCGCAAAUCACUGCCCCGGGAGCUCCCUAUUCUUAUUUGAGAAGACCAUGGGAAAGGGGCCGAGUGCAAAGAAACAAAGGGUACUGCACUGUGGCGACUUCAGGGCCUGUCCAGCACAAGUUGCGCAUCCUCUUCUGAAGCCCGAAGUGCAAGACUCCAUUUCUGGUAAGAUUCGGGAGCAAAAGAUUGAUGUUUGCUAUCUGGAUACGACUUACCUCAACCCUCGCUACUCAUUCCCCCCCCAGAACGAUGUCAUCAAGGCUUGCGCGGAUAUGUGCAAAUCAUUGGCUCCAGAUCAAUCAUCGGAGGACAACACCUGGGACAGAAUAAACAGAGAGGCCGGUACGGAAACCGUCAGCAAGUUCUUCACCAAGACGAAUGUAGAAGGGGAGGCUUCAAACCCCAAGCCUAAGAAUGCCCCCAGAGAGCGCCUUCUUGUCAUCUGCGGCACCUACUCGAUCGGCAAAGAGCGUAUUUGCAAGGCCAUCGCGCAGGCUUUGGGCAGCAAAAUUUUUGCUUCCAAGUCGAAGAUUCGGAUCUGCUCGAAACUUGGAGAUCCAGAGUUGACAUCGCUCAUGACAGACAAUCCGUACGAAGCUCAAGUUCACAUGCAAAUGCUAAUGGAAAUCCGAGCGGAAACUCUGCAGGAGUAUCUCAACUCGUACAAACCGCACUUCAGCCGCAUUGUCGGUUUCCGCCCCUCUGGCUGGAACUACCGACCACAAGGGGCCAGCAAAGCGGUCACGGCUAGUACACAACCCGGGACUAUUCCAACAACACAGAUCUUCCAGGGAAAGGCGUGGCGGUCACGGUUCGGAGCAAAGGACUUUGUGGCACAACGUGGCAGCACUAAGGAGGCCAUGUGCUUUGGAGUGCCCUACAGUGAGCAUAGCAGCUUUCGGGAGCUGGCGAUGUUUCUAAUGUCAUUGCGCAUCGAGAGGGUCGUUCCCACAGUCAAUGUUGGCAGCGAGGUGUCAAGGAAGAGGAUGAAGGGCUGGAUCGAUAAGUGGCUAGCUGAGAGGAGGAAGGGCGGCCUCCUUCGUCCCCUCGAGGGCGAAGAGAGUGAAGGCACGGGGGUCACGCUUUGGGAUGGCAAAGACGGCCGCGGAGGGGGCGUUUGGUGGUGA